Molecule: messenger RNA, 1094 nt
Organism: Eutrema salsugineum
Lineage: Eukaryota; Viridiplantae; Streptophyta; Magnoliopsida; Brassicales; Brassicaceae
Exons: 1
Coding region: 73-996 (307 amino acids)
Source: RefSeq, a predicted model, not a curated record
UUCGAAUUAGUUAAACUUAAUUACGACCACCAUUAUUCCUUAAUCAUUUUUACGUCAUUAGAAAGCUUGAUCAUGAGGGAAGAGCGGCGUCUUCCUCACAAACGCGAUGGCCUCCAAUUCUUGAAAACCAAGACGGCGUACGUUAUCUUCGUAGUGCUAACCUAUGCCUUUGGUUACUUCUCCGCUUACUACUAUCUUCAACCGCCUUCACCGGCAACGACGGCGUUAAGGACAUCCGACGAUACGACUAAAACUCACGACUGCUCAAUUGACAACUUCCGGAUAACGACUCGCUGCGGCGAUCUUCUUCCGCCUGAACUCAUCCGGCGAACAGUUAUCGACAGGAUCUUCAACGGUACUUCUCCGUACACCGAUUUCCCGCCACCACACGCCGGCAAAUUCCUCCGGCGAAAAAGAAUCAAAGGCUGGGGAUCGUACGGACUCGUCUUCGAGAAUCUAAUCCGCCGGGUCAAACCUCGGACGAUCGUCGAAAUCGGGACUUUUCUUGGCGCGUCGGCGAUUCACAUGGCGAACCUCACGCGCCGCCUCGGGCUCGAGGAGACUCAGAUUCUCUGCGUCGACGAUUUCCGUGGCUGGCCUGGUUUUCGAGAUCGGUUUAAGGACGUAGCUUUGGUCAACGGCGACGUUUUGCUCAUGUACCAGUUUAUGCAAAACGUGGUCAGCUCCGGAUUUUCCGGUUCGAUUUUGCCGGUUCCAUUCUCGACCGGUUCGGGUUUGGAGAAGCUGUGCGAGUGGGGCGUGACGGCUGAUCUGGUGGAGAUAGACGCGGGUCACGAUUUCAAUUCGGCAUGGGCUGAUAUAAAUCGAGCGGUUCGGAUACUCCGACCCGGCGGAGUUUUAUUCGGUCACGAUUAUUUCACGGCGGCGGAUAAUAGAGGAGUGAGAAGGGCAGUGAAUUUGUUCGCAGAGAUCAACCGGUUAAAAGUCAAAACCGAUGGUCAACAUUGGGUUAUCGAUUCUAUUAAUUUAAUCUGAUAUCCCCUUUUUCUUUUUCUAUACAGCAAAAAAAAAGCAGAAUUAGAAUUUCCAUGUAGUAUACUACAAGUCUACUACUACUCAUUUAAUAAACAAGU